This is a messenger RNA of Thermothielavioides terrestris NRRL 8126, 1061 nucleotides long. RefSeq lists its product as uncharacterized. The record is from RefSeq and is a predicted model, not a curated record. The coding region runs from base 113 to 904 and encodes 263 amino acids. The transcript is spliced from 2 exons. Lineage: Eukaryota; Fungi; Ascomycota; Sordariomycetes; Sordariales; Chaetomiaceae. Gene Ontology annotation, cellular component: pre-snoRNP complex; nucleus. Gene Ontology annotation, biological process: box C/D snoRNP assembly; snoRNA localization; maturation of LSU-rRNA from tricistronic rRNA transcript (SSU-rRNA, 5.8S rRNA, LSU-rRNA).
UCCCACUUCGCAUCCUCCUGCUCCAGCAGCAGAGUGUUUUUCGUCGACCUACCGGAACACUCCAUAGAAACAAACACUGGGCGUGCAGACUGCCAACGACACUAACGGCGCCAUGUCGACCGCCGAAAGCGACGCCCCCGGGCCUGCUGUGCAAUCAACCAUGCCCAAUGCCGUUUCACCCGAGCCGACCGCGCCGCGAACAAUUGAUUCCACCGCAGAUCCGGGUUCGAAUGCCGAGCCGUCGCCCCCACAGAAAAGACCCGAGCCCAAGCUUUGCGUCGUAUGCGGCGCGAACCCGGGCAAGUACAAAUGCCCGCGGUGCUCCAUGCCAUACUGCUCCGUGGCCUGUAACAAGCAACACAAAGAGAACCAUCCGCCCGACCUCCCCAAACCCGAGCCUUCUGCCACCGCCACCAACGCCAACAACCCCUCAAACCCCCAGUCGCAAGAACAAAAAGAAGACCCUUACAGCAUCCUCCUCGACCACCGCGACACCUUCCAGCGGCUCUUCAACAAAUACCCCUCGCUGCCGGCCGCGCUAGCCCGCAUUCAAGAGACGACCCUCCCACCGCCGCAGGCGGACGCCGCUGGAGACCCCUUCUCCAAGUUCCCCUCCCUCCGCGGCAACAUGCCGCGACACAGACAGCAGCAGCACCAGCAGCCCUGGACCCGGGACGUGGGGCUGCGGCGGGGCGCCGAGGCGCUGCGCAGGGCGCGGACGGACCCGAGCGACACGGGCGACGGCGUGCGAGAGUUCUGUGAUCUGGUGCGGUUCCUGCUGUCGAAGAAGGAAGAGGGGCAAGGCGGGAGAGGUGGCGGGGAGGUGGUUGAGUUGGUCAGGGAGGAGGUGCUGGCGGAGGAAACGAGGGCUAUUGCGCGGUUGAUGAGGGAGGAGGGGGGCUGAGUUUAGGACGGAGAGUGAGUGUGUUUGGGCUACUUGUGUGUGUCUGCGUGCGUGCGUGAGUGAGGGCGUGAGUGAGGGCAUGAGUGCAUGUCUAAGUGCAUUUGCAUGGGUGAGAGGGAUGUCGUUUGGGACUUGGCGAGGCCUCGAAGAGCAGAUG